AUAAUAUCCUCACACUUCCACUUUUUACCUUGAGCAGAACAAUGUACGCCCUCUUUGCACUUUCCACAUCUUCACCUGCUAUCAAGCACUCACGUUCCCCACAGAGCGGAGACAGCUGAUAAGUCGGCUUAUCAGGCCAACGCCGCACAAUAACACACACGCGCGAUCUCGCCACAGUGAUCCUGUGCCCAUGCACGCCCCUGGCCCGCGAAUUUUUAUUGUGUAUUAUGCAAUCGAUUCUUAUCCGGUGUCGACGGAUCCCCUGAAAUAUGGGCUCGGUGUCGUCUCCGACCCAACCACUCCUGGCUGAGCAACCGCAGGCCACCUACCACACCAUGCCAUCCCCAACGGGCGGCGCCGGCAAGUCCGGCAUCUUCGUGCCCAAGAAGAUCGCCAUCCUCCUCGCGGUCGUCGUCGUCGGCGCCAUCGUCGCCACCGGCCUCUUCGUCUACUUCUUUGCCGACCGCUACGAAAGUGGCGGCAACGACGGCGGCGGCGACGGCAACGGCGGGACAACCGACCCGGAUUUCCUCAAGGACGUCCGGCUUCCCACUCAUCUGCACCCCACUUCCUAUGAUGUCAAGGUCCUGGCGAAAAUCAACGAGCCCGGCUUCCCGAUCGACGGCUGGGUUACCAUCGACAUAACCUGCGACACCCCGGCCAACAACAUCACGCUCAACGUGCACAACAUCACGGUCAGAAACACGCUGGUCCAGAAGGUGACCGGGCAGCAGGUGGAGAACAUAAGCAUCGUGGAGGAAGUUUUCGACCUGGACCGAGACUUCUACAUCGUGAAGCUGUCUAAGGUGCUAGAGGUGAACCAGAUCUACCGGGUCUCCAUUGACUACCAAGGGAGGUUGCAGGAUGACCUCGCCGGUUAUUACUACAGCUCCUACGUCGAGAACGACGAGACUCGGUACUUGGCGGUAACGCAAUUCCAAGCGACGGAUGCCCGGCGGGCGUUCCCGUGCUUCGACGAGCCGAACUACAAGGCGAAAUUCAGAGUCGCCCUCGGGAAACCCGAAGGCGAGGAGUGGGUCGCCCUCUCCAACAUGAAUUCCUCAGGGACAACCCCCGCACCCGAGCAACCCGGUUACGUGUGGGAGCAGUUCGAGACGUCGGUGCCGAUGAGCACUUACCUGGUGGCGUUCGCCGUGGCCCGGUUCAAGAGCGUCGACAAGAACGCCACGGCGAGACAGAUUCCGUACAAGGUAUGGGCCCGGCCGGAUAUGAUCGACUACGCCCAGAAGGCCGCCGAGUACGGACCGGCCAUCCUGGAACAUUUCGAAGAAUAUUUCAAGAUUGAUUACCCGAUGCCCAAGAUGGACAUGAUCGCCCUUCCAGACUUCGCCGCCGGCGCCAUGGAGAACUGGGGACUCAUCACCUACAGGGAGGAAUACCUGCUGUACGAAGGGAGCCAGACCCCAGCGGCAACCCUUGUGAGGAUCGUCUACAUUAUUGCCCACGAGCUGGCCCACAUGUGGUUCGGAGACCUGGUGACUCCGGAAUGGUGGAAUGACAUCUGGUUGAACGAGGGUUUUGCUUCCUACGUCGAGUAUCUCGGGGCCGACAAAGUGGAGCCUGGCUGGAAAUGGAUGGAGCAAUUUGUUUUCAGUGACCUCCAAGACGUACUUUACUUGGAUUCCCUCCAGAAUUCCCAUCCCAUCUCCGUCGACGUCUACAAUCCGGAUCAGAUCAUGGAGCUCUUCGAUCGAAUCUCCUAUGCCAAAGGUGCGUCGAUCAUUCGAAUGAUGAAUCACUUCCUGACGGAGGAGGUGUUCAGAAACGGGGUUACCAAUUACCUCAAGAAAUUCGAAUACCAGAACGCAGUGCAGGACGACCUUUGGAAGCACUUGAACGACGAGGCCAACACCAUGCAAGUCCAACUCCCGGCCACGGUCAAGGAAAUCAUGGACACCUGGACCCUGCAGACCGGCUACCCUGUCGUGAAGGCCACGAGGGAUGGUGAAAAGGUCACCGUCAAUCAGACACGGUUCCUGCUGAACUCGACGACGACUGAGAAGCCCACCCACUGGUACGUCCCGUUGAACCUGGUCCGGUCGAGCAACGUCGCGGGAUUCGAUUCGACGAACGCCACGGUUUGGCUCUACCCCAAUGCGUCCACCGUCGAGUUCACGCUCGCCCAGAACGACGAGUGGUACAUCAUCAACGCCCAGCAGACCGGGUACUACCGGGUCAACUACGACGAGAGGAACUGGGAGGCUCUGAACAAAACUCUCCGCGAGAGUCAUGAAGAUAUCCAUGUCAUCAACAGGGCUCAAAUCCUGGACGACGCCCUGAACCUGGCCCUUGCGGGUCACAUCAACUAUACCAUCGCCCUGUCCCUCACCCAAUACCUGGGGCAGGAGGAGUCCUACAUCCCCUGGGCGACCACGGCCGACAACCUCAGCUACCUUCGGCGCAUGCUCGAGACCACUGGGAAAUACGACCAAUAUCGGGCCUACAUCCUGAGCCUCAUAAAAGAUGUGCUGGCGAGAGGUGACUUCAAGUUCCCCGUAUUGGAAGACGUACCCCCCAACGGGGACUACCAGGACGUGACGGAGGUGAUGUACAAGGAGCUGAUCUGGGGGGCUGCCUGUCAGAUGAGGGAACCCCGGUGCAUCGGCAAUGCCACCCAACUGUUCCGCACUUGGAGGGAAAAUUACGACGAAUCAACGCCAGACAAGCCCUACCUGAACCCGAACAUUAAGGGACUCGUGUACUGCGAGGGAGUUCGUUCCGGCGAGGCGGCUGAAUGGGAAUUCGUCUACAAGCACUACAACAACACCAACUACGCGGCCGAGAGGACGCUGCUCCUCGCGGCCAUGGCCUGCACCGAUAAGUCCUGGCUGCUCAACAAAUAUCUGGACAUGCUACUGACCCCAGAGACGAGCGGGAUCCGGAGCCAGGACGUGUCCCGGGCCUUCGCCUACAUCGCCGCGAACCCCGCUGGGAGGGACGAGGCCUUCAAGUUCGUCAAGGUCAACUGGGAGAAGCUCAAGGACAAGUACAGCAGCGGGUUGAGCACCCUGACCAGGUUCAUCACGCCGUUCAGCAUCUUCAACACCGAAUACGAACUCAACCUGCUGAAAACCAUGAAGGACGAAAUCGAGGGCUCGCUGGGGUCGGCCGCGAGGGCCAUGGACCAGACCAUCGAGUCGGUGAUGAUCAACAUCGAGUGGAUGAAUAAGAACCUCGACACGGUCGUCAGGUGGCUGGAGGUGAACGGCAGCACCGUCGGACCGACCGACCCAGGCUACCCCAAUGACGUCCGGCUUCCCCGUCACCUUCGCCCUACUGAAUAUGAUGUCAAGGUCCGGGCGAGAAUGAACGAGCCCGGCUUCCCGAUCGACGGCUGGGUUACCAUCGACAUGGUCUGCAACACCCCGGCUGACAACAUCACGCUCAACGUGCACGACAUCACGGUCAACAACACCCUGGUCCAGAAGGUGACCGGGCAGCAGGUGGAGGACAUAAGCAUCGUGGAGGAAGUUUUCGACCUGGACCGAGACUUCUACAUACUGAAGCUGUCUAAGCAGCUAGAGCUGAACCAGACCUACCGGAUCACCAUCGACUACGAAGGGAGGUUGCAGAGUGACCUCGCCGGUUAUUACUACAGCUCCUACGUCGAGAACGACGAGACUCGCAAAGAAGGUUCUGCUGAAAGUCAACGAUGA
This is a messenger RNA of Darwinula stevensoni, 3677 nucleotides long. The record is from the annotation of a GenBank genome assembly. Lineage: Eukaryota; Metazoa; Arthropoda; Ostracoda; Podocopida; Darwinulidae.